AUGGCUUCGCAUCACGUCCUCAUCCUCGGCGGCCACGGCAACAUUGCCCAGAAGCUCACCCCGCUGCUGCUCCGCCGCUCCUGGACCGUCACCAGCGUCAUCCGCAAGCAGGAGCAGGCCCCGACCAUUGAGAAGCUCGGCGCCGGCCUCCCCGGCAAGCUCAACGUGCUCGUCCAGAGCAUCGAGGACGUCGCCAGCCAGCAGCAGGCCCAAGACAUUCUCAGCAAGGUCAAGCCCGACUACAUUGCCUGGAGUGCCGGCGCCGGUGGCAAGGGCGGCGCCGAAGCCACCUACAAGGUCGACCGCGACGCCGCCAUCAACUUUGUCCACGCCGCGGCCGCCACGCCCUCGGUGCGUCGCUUCCUGCUCGUCUCGUACAACGGCUCGCGCCGCGCCGCCGCGCCCUGGUGGCCCGCCGACGAGUGGGACGAGUACAACAAGAAAGUCAACUACGGCGUGCUCGCCGACUACCACCAGGCCAAGAUUGCCGCCGACGAGGCCCUCUACGCCGCCACCAAGAAGCCCGGCGCCACCCUGACCGGCAUCUGCCUGCGCCCCGGCACCCUCUCCGACGGGCCCGCCGGCAAGGUCCUCGUCGGCAAGGCGCCCCACGUCAAGGGCAACGUGCCCCGCGAGUCCGUCGCGCAGGUCGCCGAUGCUUUGCUCGCGGCCGAGGGUGUCAAGAGCGGCUGGCUCGAUCUGCUCGAGGGCGAUGAGUCUGUCGACGCAGCUGUCACCAAGGCUGUCAAGGAGGGUGUCGACACUGCCGAGGGCGAAGCUAUUUACAAGCAGUGA
Messenger RNA from Akanthomyces muscarius, 795 nucleotides. RefSeq lists its product as uncharacterized. Bases 1 to 795 code for a protein of 264 amino acids. Lineage: Eukaryota; Fungi; Ascomycota; Sordariomycetes; Hypocreales; Cordycipitaceae. The record is from RefSeq and is a predicted model, not a curated record. The transcript has 2 exons.